AUGAAUUUGUACCACCAGGAGAUAUGGAUAAAUGGGUAUUUAUCCAAAAGCCAUUCUUGGCUGAUUGUAAACUUGUACCUGUUCCAGCGUAUGCUUUGUGGAAUGAACCUGCUGUUAUUGGAAUGGUUCAGUUACAUUUCAGAAGCUAAAGCUCUAUAUACAUUACUUGGCUACCAACACAAGCAAUCUAACCAGUUCUCGACAUACAACUACUACGGAACUAAUAUAGCAACCUUCUUUGUAACUAAUGCAUUUCCCGAUAGCCUAUAUUUAUAUGAAUAUAAUUUCAAUAGCAACCAAUUAAAGUUAAUACAAGCUUUUGAUAAUAACAAAUACCAGGUUUAUUCAAUGUCAUCUUCCCAAUCCUCUUCAGCAAACGAUUUACUAUUUUCAUUCACCCUUAAUAACCAUGACAAUUAUCUAUUUGGUAGAUAA
Dictyostelium purpureum is the source of this 435-nucleotide messenger RNA. RefSeq lists its product as uncharacterized. The coding region runs from base 1 to 435 and encodes 144 amino acids. The transcript is spliced from 2 exons. Lineage: Eukaryota; Evosea; Eumycetozoa; Dictyosteliales; Dictyosteliaceae. The record is from RefSeq and is a predicted model, not a curated record.